Messenger RNA from Juglans regia (Persian walnut), 1739 nucleotides. RefSeq names its product alpha-amylase-like. Gene Ontology annotation, biological process: carbohydrate metabolic process. Gene Ontology annotation, molecular function: alpha-amylase activity; calcium ion binding. The coding region runs from base 281 to 1552 and encodes 423 amino acids. The record is from RefSeq and is a predicted model, not a curated record. The transcript has 6 exons. NCBI's taxonomy places the organism in Eukaryota, Viridiplantae, Streptophyta, Magnoliopsida, Fagales, Juglandaceae.
AAAAAGAGAGACCCCUUCGUCCCUCAUCCUAUCUCACGUUACCAAUCGAGGACUUCUCAAUUUUCCGCUUCCUUAACAAACAUACCCACGAUUCUCUUCCUUCGUUUACAUCCAGAGCAUACAAAGUAGUGAAAGUUCUGAUUAGAAAGAAGACGACGAAGACAAAGACUCGGUGGAUAUGUCGUUUAGGAAAAGACAGGAAUAAGAGCAUCACGCGUGUAAUUUCAGCACCCGGUGGAAUUCCAAACUAGACAGAAGCCUCCAACUCCAACGAAACAAUAUGAAUCUUAAAACUUUCCUCUGCUUCCUUUGCCUCUUUAUCUCUCUAUGUCACUCCUUCGCGGCCCCGAGCUUGCUAUUUCAGGGGUUCAAUUGGGAAUCGAGUAAGAAAGGAGGAUGGUACAAUUCAUUGAAGAACUUUGUUCCUGAUUUAGCUAAUGCUGAAAUCACUCAUGUCUGGCUUCCUCCUCCCUCUCAAUCUGCUGCUCCCGAAGGAUACUUGCCGGGAAGGCUAUAUGAUCUUGAUGUCUCAAAAUAUGGAUCUAAGGAUGAACUAAAAGCACUCAUUGCGGCUCUACAUGAGAAGGGGAUUAAAGUCGUUGCUGACAUAGUGAUAAAUCAUAGAACUGCUGAGAAGCAAGAUGACAGAGGAAUUUGGAGCAUCUUUGAAGGUGGGACUCCAGAUGCACGUCUUGACUGGGGCCCAUCCUUCAUUUGCAAGGAUGACAUAGCCUAUUCGGAUGGUACUGGGAAUCCUGACAGUGGAGAGGGCUAUGACCCUGCACCUGACAUUGAUCAUCGUAAUCCACAGGUACAGAAAGAGUUGUCAGAAUGGAUGAAUUGGCUCAAGACUGAGAUUGGAUAUGAUGGGUGGCGAUUUGAUUUUGUGAAGGGCUAUGCCCCUAGUAUUAUGAAAAAUUAUAUGGAACAAACCAAGCCAGAUUUUGCAGUAGGGGAAAACUGGAAUUCUCUUGCUUAUGGAGAUGAUGGGAAACCUAACCCCAACCAGGAUGCACAUCGUGGUGCUCUAGCUGAAUGGGUUGGGUCUGCAGGUGGGGCUGUCACUGCAUUUGAUUUCACAACCAAAGGGAUUCUGCAAGCAGCUGUGGAAGGGGAGUUAUGGAGGUUAAAGGACUCCAACGGAAAGCCACCAGGCUUGAUUGGAAUAAAGCCAGAAAGUGCUGUGACAUUUAUUGACAAUCAUGACACAGGGUCUACUCAAAAUAUUUGGCCAUUCCCCUCUGAUAAAGUCAUGCAGGGAUAUGCUUAUAUUCUAACUCAUCCUGGCACCCCAACCAUUUUCUAUGAUCAUUUCUUUGAUUGGGGUUUAAAGGAGGAAAUAAGCAAAUUGACUGCAAUUAGGUCGAGGAAUGGCAUCAAUACCAGAAGCAUUGUGAGCAUACUAGCAUCUGAUGGUGAUUUAUAUGUAGCUGGGAUUGAUGACAAGAUCAUCAUGAAGAUCGGACCAAAGAUGGAUCUUGGAAACCUCAUUCCCUCAAACUUUCAAGUUUCUACCUCGGGCAAAGAUUAUGCUGUGUGGGAGAAAAAGUGAAGAAUAAAAAUGAUUUUGUGCUGAAGCAAUGUCAUAAUAAUACCCUAUUACUAUUACUUUAAUGUAGAAUAAAGUUUGGCCGUUCUUUUGCUGCUCAAUCUAAGCCCUUAAGGGGUGACCAUUAUCGGCCACACCCAUAGAAUUGUUGCAAAUUCAAUGAAUAUUGUUAGUAAAGAUGUUGUGAAAU